Molecule: messenger RNA, 2415 nt
Organism: Salvia hispanica
Lineage: Eukaryota; Viridiplantae; Streptophyta; Magnoliopsida; Lamiales; Lamiaceae
Product: bZIP transcription factor 17-like
Biological process (GO): regulation of DNA-templated transcription
Cellular component (GO): endoplasmic reticulum membrane; nucleus
Molecular function (GO): DNA-binding transcription factor activity
Source: RefSeq, a predicted model, not a curated record
UUCCAAAUCACUUAAAAUCCCCAAUUCAACCCUAAAAAUCCAAUCUUUCUCCAAAUUCUCAAAAUCAUGGCCGACGCCACACUGAUUUCCGACGAUCUUCCGCCCGAACAUACCACUGAUUUGGAUUACGGCCUUUCAGUUCCGCCGUUUGACUCCGCCUUCUUUUCCCAGCAGUUGAUCGAUGAUGGUGGCGCCAUUGGGGGUGAAAAUCAUGUUGUCGACGAUUUGGAUUUGGAUUUCUCAUUCGAAGAUCUCUACAUUCCAUCCGCCGAAGAGCUCGACGACCUCCUCCCUUUCCAGUUUCAGGAGUUCGGAGACGGAGCUAAUCUCCGGCAAUUUCAACCGAAUUCCAACCAAUUGGACGCUGUUUUCAAAACAAAUUGUCCAGAAGUGCGUCGCGGUUCCGGCGAUCACAGCUCCGAUGGCUCCGGGGUUCUAGAUUCCGGGUCGUCGCAAUUGGAGUCUCAUCAGAUUUCCGGCUAUCUCAAUAUUCCAUCAGAAUCGGACGGAUCGAAUGGAGGAACUUCUGAAAAUUGCGGCAGUGGAGUGAACGUGUCGGAUUGUCCUUCGCCGGAAACUAGUGCUUCGGGGAAUUGCGGCUCUAAUGUCUCUGAGGACUCCAAUGAUCGUGCUGCAAAUUCGGUGAGUUCUUCUCCACAUAUGAAUAAGAGGUCGACUAGAAUUGGUGUUGUUGAUCAGAAAAUAGAGCCGCCUAAAAUCAAUGUUAGUAGCUCUUUGUUGAAAAGGAAAAAGGGUUGUGAAGAGUUGCCUAAUAAUAAUGUGGAUUCCGGGAAUAAGCUUAGAAAAUCUAACUGUAACUCAGAAAUUAACCCAAAUGUCGAGGCGAGCGAUGACGACGAGAAAAGGAAGUUGAGGUUGAUAAGAAAUAGAGAGAGUGCCCAAUUAUCCAGACAGAGGAAGAAGAAUUAUGUUGAGGAGUUAGAGGAGAAGGUGAAGAUGAUGAAUUCGACGAUUCUAGACUUAAACUCGAAGAUUUCGUAUUUUAUGGCGGAAAAUACGACUCUCCGGCAGCAAAUGAGUGGAGGUGCAGUCCCGCCUUCGCCAAUGGCGCCUCCUCCUCCUGGGAUGUAUCCAGCGAUGAUGUAUCCAUGGAUGAUGUAUACUCCACCUUAUAUGGUGAAACCACAAGGUUCUCAAGUGCCUUUGGUGCCUAUCCCUAAGUUGAAACCUAAGCCAGCAUCACAAAUUCCCAAGUCAAAUAAGAAGGCCGAGGGCAAGAAACAAUCGGGGCUAAAGACGAAAAAGGUUGCUGGCAUCAGUUUUCUUGGUUUGUUGUUUUUCAUCAUGUUAUUUGGAGUAUUGGCACCAAUGGUCAACGUGAGGUAUGGAGGAGUCAGGGAGACAUUAAAAGGUGGGGAAAGCUAUGCUGGAGGUGGGUUCUAUGAGAAACAUCAUGGGAGGGUUUUGAUGGUGAAUGCGAGUGAGGCUGAUGGAAGAUACAGUAGAAGCCUGCGAUGUGAUCAUGAUAAACCUGUUGUCGAUGGUUGUAUUCAAUUCUGUAAUGAGAGUGAGCCUCUUGUUGCGUCGUUAUAUGUUCCCAGAAAUGAUAAGCUUGUUAAGAUAGAUGGUAACUUGAUUAUACAUUCAGUUUUGGCGAGUGAGAAAGCCUUGUCCUCUCAUAAGAUUGGUGGUGAUGAGACUGGUAGUGCAGUUCCCGGAGCUCUAGUUCCUUCUAGCGCGGUUCCCAGUGUCCGAACAAAUGGUGCUAGGCUUCCCCAACUACCAGCUCUUGCUUCUGGCUCAGCUGACAAGGAUAUCAGGAAACCAGAUGUCAAGAUUCAGCAAUGGUUUCGUGAAGGCCUUUCUGGGCCAAUGUUAAGCUCAGGUAUGUGUACUGAAGUUUUCCAGUUUGAUGUAUCACCGGCUGCUACAUCAGGAGCCAUAGUUUCUGCCACCACUGCCAGAAACAUAUCUGAACAGCGAAACCACAACCUCACACACAUCAACAAGGCAACGAGUCGUAGAAUCCUUCGUAGUCUUCCAGUACCUCUUCCUGAAUCCUCUCGUAACAUUUCCAGACCACACAAAGGAAGAAAUUCACAGAAAGAGAACUUGAAAGGUAUCAGUUCUUCAUCUUCGAUGGUGGUUUCUGUGCUCGUUGAUCCUAGAGAGGCGGGUGAGGCGGACAUGGAUGGUGUGAUGGGGAAGAAGUCCCACCAGAGAAUUUCUGUCGUUGUCUUGAUUGACAGCGUCAAGUAUGUCACUUAUUCAUGCAUCCUUCCGUUUAAGAGUUCUGCUCCAUAUCUAGUAGCUACUUGAUAGUGAAAAUAGGGCCAGUGUUUUACAAAUAAUUUGCUUCCAGUGAGUUAGUUCUUAGAUUGUACAAAUAACUUAUUUCCCAUGUACUAUCUCACAAAUCAUUAUCUAUUGGAGUAUUUUGAUGAAAAUUUGUCA